UGUUUUCUCCUUUGCGGUGAGAGUUACUUCCCACCGAGCGGAAGGAAGGACAUGUUUUGUAGUUUUAUCUCGAUCCAAGACCGUCUCCGCCACAUAUCACACCCCUAUAGGCUAAGCGCCUCAGAGCUCUCCAGCAAGAACCAGGCUGUUUCUGUCCCUUCAUCCAUCAGCAGGAAACUUUUCCUGAAAAGCGUUGGACAGAUGAGGAGAGUCUGACCGGAAAUACAUCUCAUAAUAAGGAGUUAAUGGAGAAUAUCUUUGUGCCUCCGCUGGCUCUCCGCGGGAUCUCCGUGAACGGCGGCUCCGCGCGCCACAAGGAUGCGCUCCGGCUGGGGAUGCCCUUCCACAUCGACGCCGCCUACUUCGGCCAGGGGUUCCCCUGCGGGCGGUUGCCGUGCUUCCCCUUCCCGGCGCCCUUCGGCGUGUGCGAGUACUCCUCCUUCGAGCCCGCGUUCAUCCAGAAGCGGAACGAGCGCGAGCGGCACCGCGUGCGCUGCGUCAACGAGGGGUACGCGCGCCUCAGAGAGCACCUGCCGCAGGAGUUUGAGGACAAGCGGCUCAGUAAAGUGGAGACGCUGCGAGCGGCCAUUGACUACAUCAAGCACCUGCAGGGCCUGCUGGACGCGGACGUCUCCCGGAUGGAGAUGUCGUUCAAUGAGGCGCGCGACUGCGAGGCUCUGCGGCGAAGGACGGAGUGCGGAAGUGACGGAGAGUCCAAAGCUAGCAUGAGCGACAGCGGGGACAAUGUUUACUGAAGACUUCCACAAACUAAAGUAUAGUUUAGGUAAAGGGAUAAAAAAAAAGUGUUGAAAUUACUUUAAUCUGACAAAAACGGGAAAAAAAUAUAUCUCAAAACUGAAUACAUUUAUUCAGUUGAGAAAAAUAAAAUAGGUUUUAAUAAUAUCACUCAAGAUGUGCAACACGUCCACAGCAUGACAGAUACUUCACCUUAUUUUAUGCUGAGCAUGAAUUGAAUAACAUGGCAUAAAUAAUAAUGAAAAAAUACUUUGUGAGAUUUCAGGGGCAGCAGUAUUUGUGUUUUUCUUGUUUUACGAAGCAAGUAAAUGUAUUCAAAUUUAAAUUUAGGUUUAGAAAAAUCUUAUGCAACUGGAAUUUAUAUACACAACUGUCCACUGAACUUCUCUAAAUGUCGUCUAAAAUCUGUUUAAAGUAAAACCUUUCUUUAUUUACGUAGGCUGUCACAUUACCAGGGAAUGCCUGGUAGAGUAACAAAAAAUAAAAACUAUAUGCAGAUGUAUUAUGGCAGUGACUUGUCCAAUAUGUCAAAAGAGGCCUUGGCAAAUAGUUAACAAAAACAAUCAAAACAAAACUAAUUAUUAGUAGGCUAUCCCUUGUAAAUUUUAAAAUAUGCAUAAAAUUUUAUAGUGUAUAUCUCAUUAAAAAAUGUUUAUUUUUUGAUAGGAUUGAGACAAUAUAAUGAGGUAAACAAAAAUUAUUUUAUUACAGUUUAAAACAUGACAUGUUGAAAAUUAUUUUUAACCCCCUAAUAGUGAGAAAUAUUUUUCCAUGUUUAGCUGGCAUUUUUUAUUUAUUUAACUUUGGGGAUGAGGUCCAAGUCCAAACCUUCUUACCAUCAACUUAAUUUUUUAUCUCCCUUCACAGUUUCUCUGUCAAUUUCAUGUGACUUUGACUUUGAAAUAUCAAUAUAAUUUACAGUCAGGUGUUCAGAUUAAAAGUUUUCUUUAGACUUCAAUCCGUCAGGGCCUAACUGUGCAAUUAUGUCAACAUCACAACAGAAAAACAAAGAAAUUAAUAUUUUGCGUAGGCUGAAAAAUAAACAAAUAAUAACCUAAUGCUAAUUGCAAACGUUUGUUCAAAUUCAGCUAACACUGUUUUUGUAAUAUAAAAAAAUUAUUCCACACAAGAAGGUGGUGCAUUUAAUCUUCUGAGCAAACUUUAAAUUAAAAAAAAAAGUAGGAAAGACGAUGCUUUGUCUCUAAGCAGUGCAAAAUGUAACUAGAGAGUAAAAGACAAAAAGAGUUAAGAUAAAAGUUUUACACUAAAUGAUUCUUAAUGUUAAUUUGUAAGCUUCUUGUUUAAUAACGGCUAAAUUUGAUGGUGUCAAAUUAUAUCUUCAAAUUUUGAUCAGACAUUAAUUGAACGUUGUAAGAAUUAAGAGCUGUUGUAAGUGUUGUGGUUGAGAAACUUUACAUCUUGUAGCAAGAGUUUAAGUUUGCAUCCACCUACAGUUGGCUUAGCUACAGCACUGGUGCUAAAUCAACUGUGAAACAAGUUGAGCUCGUUUCCGUGCCACUUAGGUAGAACAUAUUUACUAAUGUUUUAUGCUUUAGUCAUAAACCAAAAGAUGCAAAUGCAAAAGGGAAAUGAUCAUAAAACUCUGUAAGAAAUGUGAACUGAUCUAGUACAUUAUUAAAAUUGGGGGGAACUUGUGCGUGAUUUUUAUCUGGCAAUAAAUUACUUCGAGUCAGAAAUAGUGAUCCAUAUCUGCUAAAAUAAAUGUCAAAAAACCAA
This is a messenger RNA of Xiphophorus couchianus (Monterrey platyfish), 2493 nucleotides long. Its product is annotated as achaete-scute homolog 4-like. The transcript has 2 exons. NCBI's taxonomy places the organism in Eukaryota, Metazoa, Chordata, Actinopteri, Cyprinodontiformes, Poeciliidae. The coding region runs from base 246 to 755 and encodes 169 amino acids. The record is from RefSeq and is a predicted model, not a curated record. Gene Ontology annotation, biological process: developmental process; regulation of transcription by RNA polymerase II. Gene Ontology annotation, molecular function: protein dimerization activity; RNA polymerase II transcription regulatory region sequence-specific DNA binding; DNA-binding transcription factor activity, RNA polymerase II-specific.